Molecule: messenger RNA, 1155 nt
Organism: Hirsutella rhossiliensis
Lineage: Eukaryota; Fungi; Ascomycota; Sordariomycetes; Hypocreales; Ophiocordycipitaceae
Product: PIF1-like helicase domain-containing protein
Exons: 2
Coding region: 1-1155 (384 amino acids)
Biological process (GO): DNA repair; telomere maintenance
Molecular function (GO): DNA helicase activity
Source: RefSeq, a predicted model, not a curated record
AUGGACUGGCGGGAGAAGGAGGUGCUGGUGGUCGACGAGGUCAGCAUGCUCGGGGCGCGCACGCUAUACGCCGCCAACGAGCAGCUCUGCCGGCUGCGGGGGUCGGCGCGGGACUUCGGCGGCAUCCCGGUGGUGAUCUUCUGCGGCGACUUCCACCAGUUCCGGCCGGUGCAGGAGCGGUCGAUCCUGCUGCCGAGCGCGGCGGUGUCGUGGGACGAGGACAGGGCCUUCACGGCCGAGCAGCGGCGGCAGCACGACAAGGCGCACGCGCUCUGGCGGCGGUUCACGACGGUCACCAUGCUCGACGAGCAGAUGCGGGCCGCCGGCGACCCCGAGCUGCGGCGCCUGCUCGGGCGGAUCCGGCAGGGCGAGCAGGACCGGUCGGACCUCGAGCUGCUCAACUCGAGGUGCCACCGGCCCGGCAGGCGGAUCCCGUGGGAGACAGGCGUGACGGUGGUCACGCCGCUCAACCGGAACCGCUGGAACCUCAACCUCGAGGCGGCGCUCGCGUUCCGGGCGCGGCAGCGGACGGCGGCGCGCGUCUUCCUCUCCGAGCACAAGUGGAAGGACGGCACGCCGACGGAGGAGGAGGCGGUGCUGAUGCUCGGCCAGGGCGACGACAGCGCGACGCCGGUGCCGGCCGUCUUCGUCUUCGUGCCGGGCAUGCCGCUGACGGUGCACUUCGGGCCGCCGGCGGGCAUCGUGCUGGCGUCGGAGACGACCAGGGACCUCCACUUCGUCGGGAUGCCGUCCGGGACGAUCCUGCUGACGCCCAUCACCGUCAAGAUCACGGCGCAGCGGAAGCGGCCCUGGCAGCGCAACGACGUCGGCCGGCGCGGCCUGCCGUGCGCCGCGGCCUUCGCCUGCACCGACUACAAGGUGCAGGGCGGGACGAUCGAGCGCGUCGCGCUCGAGCUGCGGGGCGAGGACGACGACGGUCGAGGGCAGGGCGGUGGCGUCGCCGUGCGACCCGUACAGCCUCUACGUGCAGCUCUCGCGGUGCCCGACGCUCGACGGCAUCAUGCUCGUAUCGGAGGUGCGGGAGCGGGACCUUAUAGGAACCGGGUGCCCGGGGAAAUGACAGCGGCGCAGGCCCGGCUAGAGGAGCUAAGCAAGCAGACAACACAGGAAGCAGGUAGCCUACUCCGCAGCUAA